Molecule: messenger RNA, 2016 nt
Organism: Brassica oleracea var. oleracea
Lineage: Eukaryota; Viridiplantae; Streptophyta; Magnoliopsida; Brassicales; Brassicaceae
Product: BTB/POZ domain-containing protein At5g03250
Exons: 5
Coding region: 72-1838 (588 amino acids)
Molecular function (GO): protein binding
Source: RefSeq, a predicted model, not a curated record
UCUUCUCAGUUUUUACUACGUACCCUCUUUCAUUACGAGCUCAGAAGACUCUGAGAAGCUUUUCUUCCAAAAUGGCGUUUAUGAGACUUGGCUCCAAAUCCGAAGCUUUCCAUCGCGAAGGCCAAACCUGGCUUUGCACCACAGGAUUGGUGAGUGAUGUUACCAUAGAAGUUGGAGACAUGAAGUUUCAUCUCCACAAGUUUCCAUUGCUCUCUAGAAGUGGGCUUCUUGAGAAGCUAAUCGAAGAGUCUUCAAGUGAUGAUGGAUCAAGCUGUGUUUUGAGUCUAGAUGACAUACCCGGAGGCGGCAAAACGUUCGAACUCAUAACAAAAUUUUGCUACGGUGUGAAAAUCGAGCUUACUGCAUUCAACGUUGUUAGCCUAAGAUGUGCAGCCGAGUACCUUGAGAUGACUGAUAACUACGGAGAAGGGAAUCUUGUCGGUAUGACAGAGACUUUCCUCAACGAAGUGUUUGGUAACUGGACAGACUCCAUCAAAGCUCUUCAGACAUGCGAGGACGUAACUGAUCACGCUGAAGAUCUUCACAUCAUCUCGAGGUGUGUUGAUUCUUUAGCUAUCAAAGCUUGUGCUGACCCAAGCCUUUUCAACUGGCCCAAGAACGCAACGAGCGGGCAGAACACUGAAGAUGAAUCUCACUUGUGGAACGGAAUCUCACCGUCGGGAAAGAUGCUGCAACCAACAGGUGAAGAUUGGUGGUUUGAUGAUGCUUCUUUUCUCAACUUGUCUCUCUUCAAAAGACUCAUUACAGCUAUCGAAUCACGAGGCAUGAAGCUUGAGAACAUUUCCAUGGCUGUUAUGUACUAUACAAAGAAACAUGUUCCUCUAAUGAAUAGACAAGUGACCAUGGAUGAGCAAGUGAUCGAGACACCGAACACUUCUGAAGCCGAACAAAAAGAUGCUCUCGAAGAGAUUAUCGGUUUGCUUCCGACCAAGAAAGGUGUAAACCCGACCAAGUUUCUCCUCAGGCUGCUUCAGACCGCGAUGGUGUUGCACACAAGCCAAUCCUCGAGGGAGAAUCUUGAGAGACUUAUAGGAAACCAGCUUGAGCAAGCUGCUUUAGUGGAUCUUCUGAUACCAAACAUGGGAUACUCUGAAACGCUUUAUGAUGUUGAGUGCGUUCUGAGGAUGAUAGAACAGUUUGUCUCAUCGACCGAACAAGCAGGCAUCGUCCCUUCUCCUUGCAUCAUCGAAGAAGGACAUUUGGUGAAGGAUGGAGCCGAAAUGCUAACUCCUCCAACGCUAGUGGCAACUCUUGUCGACGGUUAUCUAGCUGAGGUGGCACCUGAUGUUAACUUGAAGCUGGCGAAGUUUGAAGCCAUAGCUGCUGCUGUCCCUGAUUAUGCAAGACCACUAGACGAUGGAGUCUAUCAUGCAGUUGACGUGUUCUUGAAGGCACAUCCUUGGAUUACAGAUUCGGAAAGAGAGCAUAUAUGUAGACUCAUGAACUGCCAGAAGCUCUCACUGGAAGCUAGCGCACAUGCAGCUCAGAACGAGAGGCUGCCUCUUAGGGUGAUUGUUCAGGUUCUCUUUUUCGAGCAGCUUAGGCUCAGGACAUCUAUAUCAAGCUGGUUCUUUGUCUCUGAGAAUCUAGACAACCCGGAGCACCAGAAUGGUGGCAAUGGUUGUGUACUUAAACCUAGAGGUGAGAACGUGAGGGAACGAGUUUCUGAGCUGGAGAAAGAGUGCAUGAGCAUGAAACAAGAACUUCAGAAGCUGGUGAGGUCUAAAAGAAGCUGGAAGAAUUUCACCAGGAAGCUUAAUUUCAAGAAGAAAUCAGAAUGUUGCAAGCCUAAGGAUCAAGAAAAGCAAGCCAAUUAACAAGAACCUGUCCGCUGGAUCAAACUACUAGUAUUAUCUUCUCUUUAAAAAGAAAAAAUUAAUUAGGUAGAAAGAUCAGAACCUCGAUGAUCGAAUCAGAUUAGCUAUUUUUUUCUUGUUCUAGACGGCACUAUGUUUUCAAAAGUUUUCAUCUUCUCCUAUCUAUCUUGCUGAGAGA